UGAUGCUGAAAAUACAGCUGCACAUCACAGAAAUACAUUACACUUUAACAGAGAUUCACACAGAGAACAGCUGUUUUAAACUGUAAUAUUCUAUCAUUUUUACUGUGUUUAUUUGUGUUACUGACCCCCAGUCUUUGACUCCUGCUGUAUAUUCAGACUGAUAUCUGGCUCUGGGGAAUGUUGUGGCACAUGUUUGCUGUAUUUCAGAGUAACUGAGGUGUUCUGUGUUUAAUGUGAAGACUCAUCUGAGACUGAAGCAUCGCUGUGGAGACUCAAACAUCAAGCCUGUGAUGAUCUCCUGAGACUCAUUACCUCGAUCAUCACAAACACAGUAACGAGGCUCAGACAGGAGCAGAUCUGCUCUCACAUCGCUGCUCGUGAUGGCUGUGGACUUCAGUGGACGCUGGAAGCUCUAUGAACAGGAGAACGCAGAGGACUUUCUCAGAGCCAUAUCCGCUCCAGAGAUUUACAUUAAAAUGGUGAAUGAAGUCAAACCUCUGACCACCAUUCAGCAAAACGGAGAUGAUUUCAGCAUCUGUGUGAAAACUCCUCUGAGAAGCAUCACGAACAGCUUCAGCAUCGGCACUGAGAGCGAGUUCAGCACCAUGGACGGCCAGAAGAUCAAGGCCACAGCUCGACUCAUCGACGGGAAGAUUGUGAUUGAAUCGGAGAAGUUCACACACGUGAGAGAGCUCGAGGGCGAGGAGAUGAUCGAGACGUUCUCUGCUGGGAGCGUGACUCUCAUCAGGAGGAGCAGACGCGUUUAAUCACCUUCAGCCUCACCUGCGACAAGAAAUUACUGACUAGACAUUUUUAGAAACCUUGUGAUAGAAGUAGGCUUACAUUUAACUGCAUUUAAUAUUUUUUUGACACACACACACACACACACACACACACACACACACACACAUAUAUAUAUAUAUAUAUAUAUAUAUAUAUAUACUACAAAAUGCCAUCUCCACUGUAAAAUCAUACAAUAUAAUACUUUUUCAAACGUAAUUACAUAAAUAUUUACAGAUUAUAACAAUGUCCAUGCAUGCUAUGGUACAAUCUCAAUCUCUCAAUGUCUUAUAACAAUGUGCUAGAUUUUAAGUUUGUAUAAUAAUGUCAUGCCUAAUAUAACAUAUAUCGAAACACAUGUAUUCAUAUUAAACAACAACUCUUAGUUAA
Messenger RNA from Cyprinus carpio (common carp), 1170 nucleotides. It is a transcript of the gene fabp10b, whose product is annotated as fatty acid binding protein 10b, liver basic. Gene Ontology annotation, cellular component: cytosol; nucleus. Gene Ontology annotation, biological process: fatty acid transport. The record is from RefSeq and is a predicted model, not a curated record. Gene Ontology annotation, molecular function: fatty acid binding. NCBI's taxonomy places the organism in Eukaryota, Metazoa, Chordata, Actinopteri, Cypriniformes, Cyprinidae.